AUGGAAUUCUAUCAACAGUUCUUCGACGUUGAGACCGAUCAGGUAUAUUUUUUCGAUGCAGUUCAUCCAUUAUCUGAAAAGAGUGCUGUUGCUCCAGUAGUUAGAGCAACUAAUGAUAAUGGCACCGGUGCCGCGAACAGUAAUAGCCAGGUGCUGGUGACUGAAAAGAUAGAGCAGAUUCUUGCGACCACAUUACCGAGCAUCGCUAAAGAGACGGGAAAUCACACAGAGAAGGAGGACGUGAUCAAAUCGAAUAAGUUGAAGCCAGAGGUGAAUGAGCACAAAGAGCAAUCCCAUACAAGCGAACUGAACACCACCGCUCUUACCUGCGGUGCACGGGAAUUCGACAGGCUAAUCAACUUUACAUUUCGCAAUUAA
This is a messenger RNA of Ostertagia ostertagi, 378 nucleotides long. NCBI's taxonomy places the organism in Eukaryota, Metazoa, Nematoda, Chromadorea, Rhabditida, Trichostrongylidae. The record is from the annotation of a GenBank genome assembly.